CAAAGUGAUGACCGAUAACAUACUAAAACGCAUAUUGAUUCAACGAUCUAAAAAUAGUUUUAAAAAAUAUAUAUAGCUACCGUAUUGUAAAAGUCAAAAAUCAACGUCGGCGCGUACUUGAAACACAAUGUUAACGAGCUAAAGGCUAAGCUAAGCUAAAAAAGUAACGAUAAACUAUCAGUGGCCAUGCGUGAGGUUAACAUUAACGGCAAGUUUGGAUAGAAUGUCCUGCUUCUUAUCUAGCGUACAAAUCUGCGGUGAUCCCAAAGACUGGAAAAGUGGAACAAUCGCUAAAACAAGGGAGGAAGUGAGAAGCUCGAAAGCUAGCAGUAGGUUUCGGGUGUAAUUUUGCUCUUACGCCGGUAGUCGGGGCCUCGGGAAAUGAUGGCUUUAGUGUGGAAAUGAACCAACUUUACAACUGAAGACGAAUUAUUAUGCGAGCGAGUGAAAAGUGUAUCAUUUGAAGGACACGUCAAAGGGAACGAAGUGGAUAUGGGAUUAUUUUCCUCACAAAACGUAACAUUUUUUUCCGUUUGAAAAAUAACGGACGGUUAUUGAGAAGAAGAAAAAAAACGGUUGCAGUUUUGAAAGAAGCUCUGCCUCGCGCGCUGUGUUUCUGUUUCCCAACUGAAGCGCAGCCGCACCCUCUGACGAAUUAGCCAACAAGCUAGCAACACUUUUUUUCACACAAAACUCGACUUUCUUGGAUAAACACAGCUUUGUUUUUGAAACUAAGCGCUUUCGUUUCAUUUCGAAGGAAACCGGCUGUUAUCCCUCAACGCCUUGUUUCCCAUUUGAAGUAAAGCCGCACCCUCUAGUUUGCUUCCUCGUACAGACGAAGAGACCACACGUAUAUAAAGCUGGAAUACACCUCAUGCUGGUUCUCUUCAAACACUACUGGAUGGUGAUGUGUUUAAAAAAACUGGAUUUUUGUUUAAAACGGAUUUAAAAGAGAUGCCUACAAACAGGAAAGCCCAGCAGCGUGUAUGCCAGAUGGUACCGUGGUUCCCAUGCGUUUUGCUGAAGAAGGUGCAUGGGAAAUAGACAGUAAUGCAUAAGGGACCCGGGUUGCGGAAAGAACUGGCCAACAUCACUGGGUUACGAGCAAAAAGGAAGAGGUUAAAAGCCGAGGGAACACAAACCUUGGUCUUCUGGAGGUUUAAAGCCCAGCCUUGUGCUUUUUUGGAGUCGUUUAUACAGUAGGCGUUGUGGGAUGAUGGUGCUGAAGGUGGAGGAUCAUCACAGAGGGCUUGAUUCAAACUGCUGCUGUGAUACAGCCAUGACCCUCAAAGGCACUUUUCACUGGAGGAUCAAAAUGAACAAUGGCUCAUCUGGUUUUAGUCAUUCGGUGGAUUUCAUUUGGCCUCUUGCAACCACGAGAAGGGCAAGGAACUAUAAACGCCCGUCUGCUUGACCAUGAUUUAACAAAAAACAAAACACAACCGUGGCAGUAGAUACUUCAUGCUCGCAGAUUCAGUAUAGAAAGUGUUUUUGAUAAAGAUGUAUGUUGGUUUUUGGUGGCCUGGAAUCAGCAAGCACUUUGCCUUGAUAUGAUCUCUUGUAUGGCACUGCAAGUGUGUGUGUGAUUUAUUUGUUUUUGUCAUUUUUUUUGUGUGCGUUUGUGUAUAAAUAUAUAUGUGUGUGUGUUGUUGGACCUAGAUAGACAGAAAACAACCUGUGAAAUUGAUUCAAUAUACCCAUGAUGUGAUUUUGUGUGAUGUGCACAAUUAAGUAAGGUCAAAUUAUCUAAACAUUAAGGAGUUCAGCAUCAUUGUAUUGAAGGGAUUUUAAAUGUAGCAUAGAUUUUGACCUCAUUGACCCUCAUAUAUUGCAGGUAUGCCAGAGCAUGAUUUUCCUGAUUGAAGUUGCAUUAUCCACUAUUUUUUAUUUUUUUUAUUUUUUUCAGAUUUUGCUAUUGUUUACUGAAAUAAUUUGAUGUUUAAAUAGUAAACAGUGGAUGGUAGUAUAUUUUCUGAAGGACAACACUUUUUGGCCAGUUUCUCAGAGAAGGCGUGGUAUUAUUUCUGAAGACAUUGUCACAUAAGUUAUGAGUUUGUACUGUGGAAUGAGUGGUGUAAUCUAUAUUUUGUUCAAAAAAGAAAAUCCAGAAUAUUAGCUUGACCACCAUACUAUGGCUAGUAGUGGCUCGGGAAAGUCAGACAGCGAGGUUCCAACGUCCAACAUCCCGAGUGGCAGCUUGCAGCAGCGGAAAAGACUCUCAUCUGUUUGUGACACAUGCAAAAGCAAGAUGCAGCUGGUGGCAGAUUUGCUUCUGCUGUCCAGUGAGACGAGGCCGGUGAUGACGGCGGAUGGUGUGCCGGUGGCAGAGACUUUCGAAAAGUGUCGGGACACAGUGAUCGCUAGGACGAAGGAGUUGUCCAUCAUCACUCAUGACAUUCAGAGCCAGCUUAACAUGGGGAAAUUUGUGGAGGUCGGGGAACGCUUAGUGGAAAUGAGCAAUCUGGUCGUGUCUCUAACAGAAUUUUCAGCUCACGCCGCAUACCUGGCAGCAGUGGAGACACCAGGUUCACAUACCGCCGUUCCUGGCUUGGUGGAUCGUUACAAAGUGACACGUUGCCGUCACGAGGUGGAUCAAACUUGCUCUGUUCUGCGUGUAACCCCACUUUCUGAUUUAACACCCCAACUCCUCUUGGAAGUUUCUCAAAACAUCCGGAGGAACCUGACCACUCUCACAGAGGCGUCAUCUCUGGCAAGUGAGAAAUCCAAGGACAGGUUUGCCAAAGAGCAGUUCAAAGCCAGUGUAAAGUGCAUGAGCACAAGUGCCACUGCGCUUCUCGCCUGUGUCAAGGAGGUAAAGACGAGCCCGUGCGAGCUGACACGCAACCGAUGUGUGCUUUUCAGUGGGCCGCUGGUUCAGGCCGUCAAUGCACUGGUGGGAUUCGCUACAGAGCCCCAGUUCCUGGGCAAACCGGCUAAUGUCAGCGCAGAUGGUAAAGCGGUGCAGACGGCUGUACUGGGAGGCGCUAUGAGCGUAGUUUCGGCUUGUGUUCUCCUCACACAGGGUCUCCGGGACGUAUCCCAGCAUGCCGAAAACAGCGCCCAGAUGCCUAUGUACCGUGAAAGGCUGCGCCAGUCAGCUUGCGCCGUCUCUGAUGGAUGCACGUUGCUCUCACAGGCGCUCAGGGAACGAUCCUCUCCCAGGACUCUACCACCGGUCAACUCGCAUUCUGUGAAUUAAAGCAAAGCCCAUUACAGAUGUUUUUCUCAAUGUACCAAAGAGACUAAUAUUCUUUAACCCCAUUUUGUGUGAUGCUGUUGAGUGAAUGUACUGAAUUUGUAGAUGUUUGUCUGUUCAUCUAUUCUUGUGCAACAAAGGUGGCAGUUUUUUUUUUUUUUUGCACUGGAUGUAAUUAAAAAAAAAAAGACCUAGUUGAAACUGACAUCACAACAUAUUUCUAGUUUGUUUUUAACUCACUGGUAGCCACAGAUGUUGUGGUCAUUCUGUAUGUUGGACUGAAAAUACUCAAAAGAAAACUAGUGGAAAGUUUACCUCAGUUUUAGUGUCUGAGAGCAGCAGACAGAGUGAUGGUUGUAGUCGGAUACGUGACGGAUAUUAUUAAGAAAUGCAGUGAGAGUGAGACGCAUUUUGAUGCUUUGUAUUUCAAUUUGUGAAUCUUUUGGUUUGAUUAAAGCUGCUUUGAGUGUGUGCCAUAGGUUUUACACUAUUUAACAGAUUUACAAUAGCUUUUUUUCUGGAUCAUGCAUGUACUGGAGUAUUUAUUACAACUUAUUAAAAAGUUGGUUCUCAUA
Tachysurus fulvidraco (yellow catfish) is the source of this 3771-nucleotide messenger RNA. It is a transcript of the gene tlnrd1, whose product is annotated as talin rod domain containing 1. The record is from RefSeq and is a predicted model, not a curated record. The coding region runs from base 2132 to 3199 and encodes 355 amino acids. The transcript has a single exon. Gene Ontology annotation, molecular function: actin binding. NCBI's taxonomy places the organism in Eukaryota, Metazoa, Chordata, Actinopteri, Siluriformes, Bagridae.